UAUAAGAUUCUUUUAUCCUUCAGAAAGAAUGUAUGCACUUAUGCUUUGGUAUCAGCAAGCUCAAGUUUUUCACUCAGGGAAGUCCUUAUUUUUCAGAACCCAAAUAGACCCUAUGUGAAUCUAUUUUAAUUACUCAGCUAGUAAUGGAAGAAAAAGAUUCAGCUGUGAGUAUCCAGUCCUUGCUAGCAGACAUAUCAGAGGUUACCAACUCAGUACUGCUUGUAGAGAUGGAAAGGAACAAUUUCAUUGAAAUUGGAAGUUAUCUUUACCGUACAUCAUCAGUCCUAAUGGAGCUGCAGAUCAACAAGAACACUCCAACAAAUGUUGCAGAGAUCUUACUGUCCCUAUGGAAAAGCUUUGAACUUGCUGAGCACACAAUCAAGAAACAGAGGAGAAGUUUUCAUAUGGAAGAAGAGCUUCAAGGUGUGGUAAAAGAUCUUGGGAAAGGACUAAGUUUGAUGCCAUUUUCAGCAUUCGGGGAGCGAGAUUAUGCAGGAAUCACAGCUAAGUCACUAUCCAUGGAAAUCAAGGAAUUUUCCAAGUUCCAAAGGGACCCCAAAACACUGGGUUCUGCAAAGAAUGAGCUUGAGAGAACAGAAAUGGGAAAAACAGAAACAGAUCUUUACUCUCUAGAUGCUGAUGUUUCAUUGGAGAACCUUCAGAUGCUAGAUGAUGAAACUUAUCUUUACUUCUCUGACAAAAGUUCUAUAAGUACAAACAGCACCACAGAUCAAUGGAAUGACAGAACCUGGAGAAUAAUACACCCAGGUGUGGCAUUAAAAGCAACAACUGAUGAACGGAAGGACACGAAUGAAGCAGUGAGAAUAAAGAUGGUCUGUAAGGCUCUGUUUGCAGCCAAAACUCAGGACAAUAUAUUAGAUGCAAUUGAAGAUCUGACGAUAGUUUGUCGUAGAGAGCCAUGCAUUAAGGUACAAGUUUGCAGCAUUGGAAUGAUAACACUACUUGCCAAGUUUUUGGACUACAAGAACAUAACCAUUCAAUGCGUGACACUAAAAUUGCUACGAGAGUUGGCUGAAGAGAACAAUGAUAGGAAGGACAUGAUCACAAAAGAAAUUGGCAUCGCUACUAUCAUAAGGAUGUUAUCAAGCAAUUAUUCACCGGUCAAGCAUGCUUCAGCUGCACUUCUUCUCGUGCUUUCAGAAUGCAAAUAUUUUUGUGAUAUAAAUGAGGAAGUUUCUGGAGCUAUUUUGAUGCUUAUAACAGCCAAGAAUAAACAGGAUGAUAAAAUCACUUCAGAAGUAGCUGAUAAAGUGUUAAAGAGUUUGGAAAGGUCCUCACUCAACGUCAAGCACAUGGCAGAAACUGGACAUUGGGAACCUUUGAUGAAUUAUCUAAAUGAAGGAACAGAAGAGAUGAAAAUGGAGAUGGCAAGCUACAUCGGAGAAAUUGUU
Cuscuta epithymum is the source of this 1412-nucleotide messenger RNA. NCBI's taxonomy places the organism in Eukaryota, Viridiplantae, Streptophyta, Magnoliopsida, Solanales, Convolvulaceae. The record is from the annotation of a GenBank genome assembly.